Paramecium pentaurelia is the source of this 1569-nucleotide messenger RNA. The record is from the annotation of a GenBank genome assembly. Lineage: Eukaryota; Ciliophora; Oligohymenophorea; Peniculida; Parameciidae.
AUGAAUAAAAAGAACAAAAAACUUAGUAAAUAUAGAUAUUGUGCAAUGGUAGGGUCAAUGAAUUCAUAUUUAUAAGUCUUACUAGAAAAUUAAAUUAUUCAAAGAGAUAAAUUCAAUACAUAUCAAAGUAAGAAAGACAAACUAUUUGCAAGAAUCAUAAUACCAGAAAUUUAAGAAAAUGGAUUUAAAUUAUAAAUUCAUAUUUCAAUAUACUAUUAGAAAUUGUAUGCUUUUAGAAAUGCAGUGUUUUUUUUUUCCAAAUAUGAUUUAGACACAUAUCAGUUAGAUUUAAGACAGAAACCUUUGAAUCCAAUAAAAUUAUUCAAAUUAUGCAUAUUAUUAUAGUUUGAAUAAAUGUUAAUAGUACUAGAAACAGAUGAUUAAAUUGAGAAAUUCAAAAUAAUUCAAAAAGAACUAGAGUAUUAAAUUAAAAUUGCAUCUGAUUAAAAUAAAAUUGUUACUAAUUUUUCAUAUGCAACUAAUCAAAGAUUUAAUUUUGAUUUAAUCUAAAAAAAUUCAAUAAAUCCAGAUUCAGAAACUAAAUAUUUAGAAACAAACUUUAUAGUUACAAAUGUAAUUGAUAACCUUAGUGCAGAAGUUGCUGUACUUAAUGGAUCUCUUUUUAAAGGAUAAAAACUAUUUAUUGACAAAGAAGCAAUUAUAGUAUAGAAGAUAGUAUCUUUCAAUCAAGAUAUUUAAGUGGCCUUGGAAGGUAUGAUAAUUUAGAUAACAGUUGAUAAAAAGUUAUAAUUAUAAGAAGGAAGUGUUGGAUGUUAUACUUAAAUUCUUUUAGCAGAUAUAGAAAUUGAAGUCUUUUCCUAAUUACCAUUACAAGAAAAACCUCUUAUGUGUAGUGAUAUUUACUAUUAAUUGUAUAGUUGGAAGAAACCAGUUACUAUAGAGAAAAAACAAAGUAAAUAAUCAAUUACUUAACAAUUCGUUGUUAAAAGAUAAUUAUUGAGUUUUAGUAGAUGGCCGAAUUUAAUCGGUUUCUCAAAUUUAAAUUCCUAAGUUUAAGUCUUAGGUAUUAUACGUUCAAUUCCAAAAGUGGUACUUUAACCUGGAUUGCUAAUACCUACUUAUGGAUUUGAAUAAUAGUUUAUUGAAGAAAAUGAAUCAAUGAGAAAAUUCAUUUGUAGAUGUAGAAGUUGCAAGAUGUCAAUGAUUGACACUGUAAUGAUUCCAUGUGGACAUGUUAGAUAUUGCAAUGGUUGUGCUUAUAUAAUGAGAGAAUGCUAUUAUUGUGAUCAAAAAUCAUAUUGUAAUGGAGUUAUUCAAAUUAAAGAAUGCAAUCCAAAUUUACAUCGAUUAUUAAUUAAAGGCAUUUUGGAAGAGGAAUUUGUAGAUCAUACAAAUUUUUAAGUUUUACCAAAAUUAGUGUAAUUUGAAUUAGAGUAAUAAAUUUAAAGUCCAAAUUUGUACUUUAAAUGUGUUAAAUGUUUUAAAGAAUUAAUAUCUCAUAUUUUAGUUGAUAAGAACUUAAAAUAUUAAUAUGUGUGUAACUAUUGUGCUAAUUAGGCAAAUAGACAAGAAUGGAAUAUUGUUAAAAUACAAUAUCAAUGUGUUUGA